Molecule: messenger RNA, 1583 nt
Organism: Musa acuminata subsp. malaccensis (wild Malaysian banana)
Lineage: Eukaryota; Viridiplantae; Streptophyta; Magnoliopsida; Zingiberales; Musaceae
Product: zinc finger protein ZAT4-like
Source: RefSeq, a predicted model, not a curated record
UCUCUCUCUCUCUCUCUCUCUCUCUUUCCUAAUGGCUAUGGUGAUGGACCAGCAACAACCAGAACAGCAGCAGCAGCAGCCACAGACCUACAAGCACUACUGCCGGAUCUGCAAGAAGGGCUUCGGCUGCGGUCGUGCCCUCGGUGGCCACAUGCGCGCCCAUGGGAUCAUCGACAACGCGAUGGGCGGCCAGGCCUACGCCGACGGCGACGCCUCCGGCUGCGGUGGCUCGGAUUGGGAAGACAAGCUGAACGGCUCGACGGACGCCGGCACCAAGCGGAUGUACGCGCUCCGCACCAAUCCCAACCGCCUCAAGAGCUGCCGCAUCUGCGAGAACUGCGGCAAGGAGUUCCUGUCGUGGAAGUCCUUCCUAGAGCACGGCAAGUGCAGCUCCGAUGAGGAGGGCGACGAGUCGCUGCUCCCGUCGCCGAGGUCCGAGGGGGAGGACGAUCUCGUCGGCCAGAAGGGAUGCGCCGGUUGGUCCAAGGGUAAGCGGUCUCGGCGGAAAGUGGUCUUGAGCGAAGAGGAAGACCUCGCGAACUGCUUGGUGAUGCUGUCCGCUGCCCGGGUCGAACCGGUGACCGUCACCGAGACCGAGGAGUCGUGCGCGUCCGCGAGCAAGGAGGAUGAUCACCGGCGGCAGCAAGCGUUCACGAUUGGGGCGGCGACGGACACGGCUAAGGCUCCUGCGUUUGCUGGACCACCUCUGCCGAGCGUUCCCAGGGGAACGUUCGAGUGCAAGGCCUGCAAGAAGGUGUUCAGCUCGCACCAAGCACUGGGUGGCCACAGGGCCAGCCACAAGAAGGUGAAAGGGUGUUUCGCCGCCAAGCUCGACGCCCUCGACGAGGCCUCGCCCGACGAAGAGGUCAUGACUCACGAUAAGUGCAGCAGCGAAAUGGUCGCGUCGAUGUCCAUGGCGAUCGUGCCGUUUGAGAACACGACUGGUCCCUUGGCCGUCGCCCCUCUCAAGAAGAAGUCCAAGGUGCACGAGUGCUCGAUAUGCCACCGCGUGUUCACGUCCGGGCAGGCAUUGGGCGGGCACAAGCGGUGCCACUGGAUCACGUCGAACUCGCCGGACCCCGGCCUGAAGCUCCACCCCAUGCCCGACCACACUAACCUCCAUCGCCAGCUAACGCUUAGAUCAAUGUACGAGGCUUCCAGCUCGGAGCCGCUCGAUCUCAAUAUGCCUGCGCCCGUCGACGACAUUGCCAGGACCAGGAGGGAUAUUGGGAGUUCACUGCGGCUCGAAAUGCCUGCAGCGAUCUACUUACGCUCAUGGAUCGAUCGUGGCAACACGACGAGUAAACACAGAGCCACCAGCAGCAGCGACAAGAACAAUGAGAACACAAACGUUCACAGCAAGGACAACAACACUGAGAUGUCUAGCUUCAAUGUCGAUGACGAAGCGGACAGGAAGGUGAAGCUAGCAAAGUUGAGUGAGCUCAAGGACGUCAACAUGGGAGGAGAGAGCUCUCCUUGGUUGCAGGUGGGAAUUGGUUCGUCGGCCACCGAGGGCAGUGAGGCAUGAUGAUAGUCUUUCGUUAUUGUUCCGACUUCACAGAAACAGAAAAGAGAAGGAAGAA